AUGGGCUGCAGCUGCAGCAAAAACGAUGCGUUGGAGCCGGGCCGUCCUGGGCUGCCAACAUUGCUGGUGGCUGUGCCGAAACACAGCGAACCAUCAGACCCCAAAGGAAAGAAGGACGCUGAGAAGGCUCAGGAGAAGGCUCAGAAGGCAGAGAGAGCUGUCGAAGUUUCAUGCCAUGCCUCUGCAGGUGCGAAGUGGCAUUUGGAGCUGCUGGCUGUGAGCGCCGAGCUGAAACAAAAGCUGCAAGAUCCUCAGUUCGUGGCGACCCGCUGCGACUUGGAUGGCUCUGGUGAUCUCGAUGCACACGAGCUGAAGCAGGCGGCUCGGGUCUAUGGCAUCUCGCAGAGCAGCUCCGAAAACCACGACGGCACCAAUCCUCGUCUCCUGGCUGGGCAACGCGUCAGCAAAGAAAGCUUCGCUGAAAUGGUGGCCUCUCAACGAAGCACCAAGCUGAUCAGAGCAGUCCCGCACUCUUUGCGUGGAAUGGCAUUGGGCCAGCUUCAACAUCUUGAAGCCUUGUUCGCCAGAACUGGAUGGCUCUCUGCACGAUGUGAAUCCUUCAACGCAAAGAAUGCCCAUGCCAUUGCCAAUCGCACGAAGUUCAGACAAGAUACCAAUCUUUAUGCCUUGGACACUUUUGUGGUGACUCCAAUGUCGAAGCCAGGCAUAUGUGGAGCCCGUGAACAUGAUGAGCAGCAGACCAUUGCCGAAGCACACGAUGCGAACUACGACAAGCUGACUUCAGAGAAGGAGGAGGCCUUGGUCUUUUGGAUAUGCCUCUUUGCGUUGAACCAGCAUGACUUGGCGGAGGAGGCUUCUCGGUUGAAGGACUUGCAGCGUCCCUUUGAACUGAUUUGCAGUGAGGGUUCCUUGUCCCAGCCUGAGAACGGUGGACACAAGGCUGUGAGCACGAAGAUGCUCGAAACCACAUGCCAGGCCUUGUGGAACGUGCCCACUGCCAAGGCUGAAAGCUCAGUAGCCAAGGACAAGUCAUUUUUCAUGAGCUGUGGAGACUUCGUAAGGCAUCAGCUUUGGCUAAAAGAACCGCGUGCUGCAGAAAUUGCACACACGGAUGUGGAACCUGUCACAUCCGUGCAUGCUGCAUGGAUGAAGCAAGGCCCUGUACAUGAUCCCAUGUCCUUUUCCACUGCGUGUGCUGCUGGCCAUGCCGGCCGCAAAUUGGCCAAAAGGUUUGACCUUGAUCAUGUUUUUUGCGUUUGUGGGGAAUCAUGGCCUUCAUGCCGACAUGUCACAUGGCAUUGUCCUGAUACCAGCUUACCUGCACACAAUUCACCGCCUGCCAAUGGCGUUGAAGAAAGGUUGUUGGUUCGAAGUGUUGCCCCUGCACCCUGGCCUCCAGACAGGGUGCCAGAAGACAUGCUUCCUCCAGUUGAAAUUUGCAAUACCUUCGCCUCGCAAGAGGUACAAUUUGAUGGCAGAAUUUUGGUCGCCACGGAUGGUAGCUCUCAUUCUUGUCAUUCGCUGAAGCGAGCCGCUUGGGGCAUCGCAACAGAGAAUCAUGUUUUUGCUUUUCCAAUGAAAGGUUGUGAUCAGAAUAUUUUUGCUGCCGAGACCUGGGCAGUAUUUCAAGCUUUGAAUGCGGCGCAUGUCACUGGUAGAAAUGUGCGUAUCUUGUGUGACUCACAAGCUGUUGUUUGCACAGCAGAGCGGGUCCGGCGUGGUGGGUCACUGCCGCCCUGGGCUUCUGGCAUUUGGCAAGCCAUUGCUUUUCUCAGUCCUGGAAGUGAGAUUUCUUGGGUCCCAGCGCACGGCCGUUCCAAAGGCUGGGCGCCUCCAGCUGGACAUUCAGCUGAUGUGUGGCGAAAUUACAAUGAUCGAGUUGAUGCGGCAGUUCAGGCUGCUGCCAAACCUGGAAUCGUUUCCUUGAGUGCUUGGGCUCGUGAAGUCCAAGAUGCCAUUGCAUGGAGUAGUUUUGCGCGUGCAAGACAGAAACAAGCUUUGCUCGACUUGCGGAGUCAUGUCGAGCCAUCAGACAAUAGCAAUGGUUUGAGCAUCGCUGGAUUGCUGUCAAGUUUUGCCCAGGGCCGUGUUUUUGAUAGCAAGCCAAAGCCGAAAAAGCCGAAAGCAAAGCGAAAGAAGCCGAGACAUGUCAUCGCCCCACCUUCUUUCGCUAAGCAGAGUGAUCCGAAUGCAGCCAGAACCCCAAAAGAAAAAGAAAGCACUGGCAAGAAAAGCACUUUGCAGCAGAAGCCUGCAAAGAAACCGUCGCAACCGACCUCUGCUCCACGCACUUUUGCCGAAGUUGCCAAAGCUGCCACAGGUGAUUUUGCUUUCCAGCCUGUUUGGCAGUUGCGAGCUGCAGAUUGGGAUGGUGAAAUUUUGACUUUCGAUGAGAUCGCUGAACGUAUGGGGGCUGAUGAGAAGCCCAUCAGAGUUGUCACCCUGAUGUCCAGCGAAUGUGAACUUGAUGAGCUCAAGGCACUGAUUCAAAGUGAGGCCAAGCCGGACCGCAAAAUUGGAGUCACAGUUGUCAUGGCCUCGACCAAAGGUGAUGUCCCGAAGCCUGAUGGGGAGAUCACACAGGUUCCUGGGAAAGUGCGUGGAAAGCUUGUUCCACGCUUGUCGCACGUCCUCACUCUCGGGGUCGAAUGUCCAAAGUUGAAGAAACAGGUUCGCACUGUCGCAACGGCACCUAGUGUUUCUCAGACGGUGGUUUUGAGAUUGUCGACAGAAGCCAAGUAUCAUCAGGAUCAGCACUGGCGUAGCAUUGUUGAUAACGCUGGGGGUGCUGCUCACAAAUGGAUUCAUGCCAAUGUCCCGGCUGCCAUGCAGAGGCAGAUUAGAGACAUUUGGAAAUGGCAACUGCAGUCCUCCAAAGGGGGGGGCAAGGCUCUGAUCACUGCCCUCAUGAGGGUUGAGCUCUCAGCUGCUAAGACUCUUUUGUCUUUGUCAGGUCAAGGAGCAUGGUUUAUCGAACCCUUACGUUGGGAUCAGCCUGACAUUCCAAGUUGUCAGGUACGCUGGGUGAAGCGACUACAUGAUGAGCCAGGUCAUGUUUACGCCACAAGAGUUCUGAGCAUGGUAGGCAAUUUAGGUUUGGCCAAGGGCUUGAAAAGUCUUGGAGUCAGAGUUCCGCAGUCCACUGACAAGAAAAGUGCAACCAGAAUCAAGACCUGGAAGGUCACAGGAGUCCCAAGGAGCUGGGGCCACGAAAGCCUCAUUCCUGAGCUUGAGGCUGCUGGUUUGAGCAAUUUACAACUUACGUCCAGAAAACCACAUGGGCGAACGACGUGCCUUUUCUUCACUGCUGAGUGCACACAGGAGAUUGAUUUUAUUGAGUUGGUUUUUGGCAGCACCACCGUUACAGCGUCUGCUUUCAACCCAAUGAAAUCGAUGCGCAGUGAAAUUCAACAGCUGAAUACUGUUUCGACACUGUCCUUUUCGCCAGCCACUUACAAUGUCGGUGGUUCUGCUGAGGUGAAGCCUGCGAGUCGCACUUCCUUUUAUGCUGCCUCUCCGGUUAAGGUCGUGCCAAAAGCUGCAGCGCCAUCUUUGCCUGAUGCGGCAUCUGCAACUGCACCAGCAAAGGAGACGCCAUCUGCAUCAGCCCCCGCUACCGUGGAGGCUUCGCAACAAGAUGCUCCUGGUGAUGCCGACAUGGGAUCGCCGUCAAAAACAGCCACCAAGAGAACUGUGGGAACGCCUGGGAAGGAUGUCAAGCCACCUCAGGCAAAGAAAAGAGCAAUUGUGAGAGAUGUUCCCAAAGGUCUUGUCAGAGUCCCGAACUCGGGACAAGGCAAUUGUCUGUUUGAAGCCAUCGCACAGGGCUUGAGCCAAGACAGGUAUCGACCUUGGUGGGAUAAUUUGACACCGAAUGAAGAGAUCUGUGACUCCUGGGAGGAGUACCUGACGUUAGUUGGUAAAAGUGGAGCCUAUGCAGGGUGCCUAGAGCUGGCGGCUGCCGCCGCCCACUUCGACCGCACCAUUUUUGUCUUUUGUCCUUUCCUUCCUGAGCCUGAAGCUUACAAUCAGUCCAGCACAAAAGGAUACAUAUGCCUUUGGUUUCAAGACAAGCACUAUGAGUGUUUGAAGGGUGAGCUGAACCCUGCUCUGAGAGCCAAUGCCGCCAAUGGCCCCAUGCAAGGUGGGCGCGGGGGUGGCAAGUCAGUGAGCUCUGCUCAGUCAGCGUCGGGAGCCACCAGGAGUUCUGCUAUGCCGCCCCGGCAAGGAUCCCGCGCUGCCAGUAGCAGUGGAGCGCUAACAAGGUUGUCAGCACUGCCACCCAUGCCGCCUAAUGGACCUGAGCGCAAAAGAGCUUGCUCGGCCGCCACGGCUGCCACCAACAAGUCACGUCGCCGUGACUCUUGCGACUUCCCAAGUGACAAGAUCAGCCUCAGUGCAGGGGCUGCCGAACAUGGGGAAGAUGAUGGCUGUGAGCCUCAGCCUGCUGAGGCAGCAGCGCGUGUGAAGAGACAAGACUGGACUUGCCCAAUUUGUGGAUUCUGGACGGGUGCAAAGAAGCAUUGGCCGAGUGUGAAGAAGGAUCACAUUCGCAAUUGGCACCCGGAGCUAGCCAGUCAGCUCAGCCUGAACCCUCGAUUGCCGAAACUCAUCCCUUACAACAAGGACACUUGCAGCUGGAAAUGCCCUUUUUGUGAUCUUGGCACCCCCAGCGAGAUCAAGAACUGUGAUUCGCUCAGAAAGAUGCGUUUGGACCAUGCUAAAGCCAUGCACCCUAAAGCGUCUCCGAAGCGUUUUCUCUUGAAACGUGGAAGCGCUCGCAAUGCGCAAAAGGCGACUUUGGCCAAGACUUCUGCAGGAAAUGCCAAGAAGUUUCUUGAUUUGAAGUGCGGUAAGCAGGGACUUCAUGACUGCGAAAUUCUGCAGAUGCCUUACACAGGCAAAGGAAAGCAGCGUAGGGUCUUCCUGAACAAGAUCUUUUGCAAAGUUUGUACUGCUCUGUCGCACAAUGCAGAAGCCAUGUCAAAGCUCCCAUGCGAAAGAACCAACAAAGGAGGACCCAAACGGGCUAUGCUGCUUGCCCGCCUGAAGAAGAUGCGUGUCCGUUUUUCGCCUGGCAGUGUUGAUCGACAGGCGCUGGAAGAUGUCAUCCAGAAACUGCAACCUGCGAGCCUGGCUUCCGAGGUUGCUACUGGCAACCAUGACACUGUUUCACUACAGUUGCCCGGCAAGCCACCCAAACCAUUUGUAUUUUGCAAGAUAUGUCGACGGGUUGCCAACCUUCGUGGCACCAUUCUGAAAGCAGCAUGCAAGGGCACUGUCACUUGGAGCCCAGCGCGUAUGAAGUUGGUGAGGUUCAUUGAGGCACAGAUGAAGCGAGCCAAAGGAAACCGUUUGCAGACAUUUAGUGAGCUCCUCAAGUUGCUCACAGGGAAAGCGGCGUCAGGUGCCCUCAAGAUUGGUACCUUGAAUGUUCGCGCCCUCCAAGGGAAAAUGGCUGAAGUGAUGAGUUUAGCCAACGAUCAUUCUCUGGAUAUCUUGUGUUUGCAAGAGGUUCGCCUGUCUGAGGAUAACAUGUUGUCAGCUCACCAUGCUGCCAAGCGAGGUGGCUGGACCUUUUUGCCCGGACCUUGUGCAAUCGAUUCGCAAGGGGCACCAACUGCAGGUGUUGCAGUGCUGAGCCGAUGGCCGGUUGAAAAGAAAGCUUUGCCUUUAGAUGUUGACAGUGAGCUGCUGCACCACAGAGGGCGAUGGCAAGUUUUGCAAGUGCAACGUCCGGCUAAUAGGCCUUUUGUGAUGGUCAACCUUUACCUGCACGCUUCGGAUAGGUCCUGUGCUUGCCGUUUAGGUCACUUACUCUUUGAACUUGUUGCAAAAAUGGGUGAGGAUUGCUUAUUCAUAGGUGAUUGGAACAAUGUGCCAGAUGAGGAACCUGCGCUCUCUCCACUGCGAGGGGGGCGGCUCCAUUUGGCUGAUGAUAUUGCUGGGCCUCUGCAGCUUCAGGCGCCCACGCGCACUGGGGGUAGGCACAUAGAUUAUGCGGUGCAUUCCAUUCGGUUAGUUCCCACAGAGCGGUGUCAGGUCCCAGGGGUUGCUGAUCACGACCUGGUGUUUUAUUCUUUUCCUUGCCUUGCAGAGGAAGCCUAUUUUCGAACACAACCUGCAAGGGCCUUGCUAGCCAGUGAGCCUAUUUCGGAUGAAGUUUGGAACAGUAAUUUUGAUUUGCCUCUUUUUCACGUUCUGUUAGAACAAAGACAGGUUGAAGAAGCCUGGGUUUUGCUGAGCAAUGCAGCUGAAACAUGCCUGCAGGCCAAGCCUGGGCGCAAACGCAGCUCUGUGCCAGCUCCUACGCAAGUGCCGCGGGCUCCUGUCAAGCCUCAAGCCUUACAAUCCACCUUGGAACGCAGACUGCGCAGAACCCACAGGCGGGUCAUGGAGUUGCAGAGGCCUGUCUGGCCCUGGACUCUGCUUAACAAAGUCCGUGGGCAGAUCCACAAAUUGACUAAAGCUUUCCCUGAGCUCAGUGAAUUUGAUGCUUUGUCUCCUGAAAUUGCUGAUGUCCUUCUUCAGUGCAUUCAGCGUGAGAGUGUCCGAUGCGUUCUCAUCCCCAAAGAUGUUGGCUUUAGGCCUAUCAGUGUUGCUUGUUUAGCAUGGCGCGUUGGGAUCAGCGCUUUGUUGCAACAAUUGUCGCCUUGGAUCGACCAGUGGGCACCGUCUGCACUAGUGGGUGGGUUGAAGGCGAGAAGUUCAGUCACCGUGCAUGAUGAUCUUCACAGUGCUCUGCAAGAGCGCACUCUGUAUGGCGCUAAGAUCGAUGUGGCCAAGUGUUUCGACCACGUGAACAUCGAACAAGCUUUGCUGGUAUGGGAAAGACUUGGCGCCCCUGCCAAGGUUGUACGGAUUUUGAGCCUUAUGGCUGUCUGGUGCAGGUAUGUGCAACAGCAAUCACCUAGAGUGCAACUUUCAGUGUACAUUGAUGACAGGACUCUGUGGUGCCAUGAGCGGCAACCGCUGCAAACCGCUUUAGAUGCAUCGCAACAUGUUGACGAGGUGUUAGGCCUUCGAUUGAAUCCUUCCAAAUGUGAACUUUUCUUCAAAUGCCGCGGAGCACAAUUGCAAGCUUUCCAAUCCUGGAAUAUCGCAUGCAACAGGAAGUGGAAAAUGUCUGCUCAGUUCAAGUUGUUGGGGGUGCAUUAUUUCUCGACGAAAGCACGCCGAAGACCAAUUGAGCCAACAGUUGUUGCGAAAGUGCAGGCACGCUUGAGACGACUCCGCACGGCCACUCACAAGUAUUGGUGCAAACGACGCUUGGUGAGAUCGCUUGUCCUUUCUUUGUUUUCGCAUACGGGUGCUUGGACCACCAUUCCGAAAAAGACCUUGCAAAAGUGGAGGUAUGCCAUUGAGACCACCAUGUUGGGAUACCCUCAAUCUGGAAGAUCCAGAUAUCUGCUUUGGACCUCUUUUUUGGCUCCGGAACUUGACCCUGAAUUUGCCUUGGAUUCCAAAGUCAUUUUUCAUGAGCUGUGGCGACUUCGUAAGGAGGUGGCUACUUGUCGUAGAGUGGCAGACUUUGAACCUUUGCAGUUUUCUGCUGUAGAACCAUGUGAACGCAACAGCCGUUUGUAUGAAGUAUUGCAAAAAUGGGGUUGGGAGCGACUCAGCAAGAGCCGUUUUCAAACUUCAAUAGGAGUACUUGAUUUGCUUUCCCACGGAGCAACUUGCGUUACAGCUGCUAUGAAAGCCGCUUGGAGGCAUCAGCUUUGGCUAAAAGAACCGCGUGCUGCAGAAAUUGCACACACGGAUGUGGAACCUGUCACAUCCGUGCAUGCUGCAUGGAUGAAGCAAGGCCCUGUACAUGAUCCCAUGUCCUUUUCCACUGCGUGUGCUGCUGGCCAUGCCGGCCGCAAAUUGGCCAAAAGGUUUGACCUUGAUCAUGUUUCUUGCGUUUGUGGGGAAUCAUGGCCUUCAUGCCGACAUGUCACAUGGCAUUGUCCUGAUACCAGCUUACCUGCACACAAUUCACCGCCUGCCAAUGGCGUUGAAGAAAGGUUGUUGGUUCGAAGUGUUGCCCCUGCACCCUGGCCUCCAGACAGGGUGCCAGAAGACAUGCUUCCUCCAGUUGAAGUUUGCAAUACCUUCGCCUCGCAAGAGGUACAAUUUGAUGGCAGAAUUUUGGUCGCCACGGAUGGUAGCUCUCAUUCUUGUCAUUCGCUGAAGCGAGCCGCUUGGGGCAUCGCAACAGAGAAUCAUGUUUUUGCUUUUCCAAUGAAAGGUUGUGAUCAGAAUAUUUUUGCUGCCGAGACCUGGGCAGUAUUUCAAGCUUUGAAUGCGGCGCAUGUCACUAGUAGAAAUGUGCGUAUCUUGUGUGACUCACAAGCUGUUGUUUGCACAGCAGAGCGGGUCCGGCGUGGUGGGUCACUGCCGCCCUGGGCUUCUGGCAUUUGGCAAGCCAUUGCUUUUCUCAGUCCUGGAAGUGAGAUUUCUUGGGUCCCAGCGCACGGCCGUUCCAAAGGCUGGGCGCCUCCAGCUGGGCAUUCAGCUGAUGUGUGGCGAAAUUACAAUGAUCGAGUUGAUGCGGCAGUUCAGGCUGCUGCCAAACCUGGAAUCGUUUCCUUGAGUGCUUGGGCUCGUGAAGUCCAAGAUGCCAUUGCAUGGAGUAGUUUUGCGCUUGCAAGACAGAAACAAGCUUUGCUCGACUUGCGGAGUCAUGUCGAGCCAUCAGCUUCUCGGUUGAAGGACUUGCAGCGUCCAUUUGAACUGAUUUGCAGUGAGGGUUCCUUGUCCCAGCCUGAGAAUGGUGGACACAAGGCUGUGAGCGCCAAGAUGCUGGAAACAACAUGCCAGGCCUUGUGGAACGUGUCCACUGCCAAGGCUGAAAGCUCAGUAGCCACGGACAAAUACCAGAUUUGGGGAGAAACGGCCAACGAAUCCAUCAGGGGUAUGAUACAGGGAGUGGGUGCCGAACGUUGGUUCAAUGUUUACAUAGAUGGCCAAGGGGCCGAUGCGUUGGGAGAAGCCUUCAGCGACUUUGAUCGCUACAUGAAGUCUCUACUCUCCACUACGGUGCUUCAGCUCCUGAUGGCUAGGGGCGACUAUGCAUCGGCGGCCACGUGCUGCCUUCAAGGAGCAGAUGUUAGUUCUGAGCAGCUGGCAGAGAUUUGCGGCAGUUUUGCUGCAGCAACUGAGAGAAGAGCAUGGCUGAACAGUAUGCUGCUGCAAGCAUCGAAUCCAUCCAUGGCCAAACUGCUUUUGGAGAAGGGUGCUGAUGCGAGGGCAGCCAGGCACGAUGGUGUCACACCGCUGAUGUAUGUUGCUCGCGGUGGCCAUGAGGCCAUGGCCCGGCUGUUGCUACAGCACGGUGCCGAUGUGACGGCAGCAAAGGACAAUGGUUCCACAGCAUUGAUGUCGGCUGCUCUAGGUGGCCAUGAGGCCGUGGCCCAGCUGCUGCUACAGCACGGUGCCGAUGUGGCAGCAGCAAGGGACAAUGGUGUCACAGCACUGAUGUGUGCUGCUCUAGGUGGCCAUGAGGCCGUGGCCCAUCUGUUGCUACAGCACGGUGCCGAUGUGGCGGCAGCAGAAGACAAUGGCGGCACAGCACUGAUGUGUGCUGCUGCAGGUGGCCAUGUGGCCGUGGCCCAGCUGCUGCUACAGCACGGUGCCGAUGUGGCAGCACCAAGCAACGAUGGUUCCACAGCAUUGAUGUUGGCUGCUCUAGGUGGCCAUGAGGCCGUGGCCCAGCUGCUGCUACAGCACGGUGCCGAUGUGGCGGCAGCAAAAGACGAUUGUCACACUGCAUUGAUGUGUGCUGCUCAGCUGUUGCUACAGCACGGUGCCGAUGUGGCGGCAGCAGAAGACGAUGGUUUCACAGCACUGGUGUAUGCUGCUCAAGGUGGCCAUGAGGCCGUGGCCAAGGUGCUGCUACAGCACGGUGCCGAUGUGGCGGCAGCAAGCAACGAUGGUUUCACAGCACUGAUGUUGGCUGCUCUAGGUGGCCAUGAGGCCAUGGCCCAGCUGCUGCUACAGCACUGUGCCGAUGUGGCGGCAGCAAAGGACAAUGGUUCCACAGCAUUGAUGUUGGCUGCUCUAGGUGGCCAUGAGGCCGUGGCCCAGCUGCUGCUACAGCACGGUGCCGAUGUGGCGGCAGCAAAGGACAAUGGUUCCACAGCAUUGAUGUUGGCUGCUCAAGAUGGCCAUGGGGCCGUGGUCCAGCUGUUGCUACAGCAUGGUGCCGAUGUGGCGGCAGCAAAGGACAAUGGUUCCACAGCACUGAUGUAUGCUGCUCAAGGUGGCCAUGAGGCCGUGGCCCAGCUGUUGCUACAGCACGGUGCCGAUGUGGCGGCAGCAAGCAACGAUGGUUCCACUGCAUUGAUGUGGGCUGCUGAAGGUGGCCAUGAGGCCGUGGCCGAGGGCAGCAACGAUGGUGUCACAGCACUGAUGAUUGCUAGGGCAAACCGUCAUGAGGCUGUGGCUAGGCUCCUCAGGGAGCAUGGUGGUGAUCAGAAUUGGUUUCGGCGCUGGCUUUUUGGAUAG
This is a messenger RNA of Cladocopium goreaui, 10452 nucleotides long. Lineage: Eukaryota; Dinophyceae; Suessiales; Symbiodiniaceae. The record is from the annotation of a GenBank genome assembly.